Molecule: messenger RNA, 3275 nt
Organism: Vespa crabro (European hornet)
Lineage: Eukaryota; Metazoa; Arthropoda; Insecta; Hymenoptera; Vespidae
Gene: tipE
Product: protein tipE
Exons: 7
Coding region: 655-1731 (358 amino acids)
Biological process (GO): regulation of sodium ion transport
Molecular function (GO): sodium channel regulator activity
Source: RefSeq, a predicted model, not a curated record
AAAUAAGCUCGCCCAAAGGUACCCUCGACUGCAGUAGCCCGGCAUCCGUCGGCGCUGCGGCCAGGGUUUCGGAAAAAUAUAAGAGCGGUGUGCUUUUAUUACGUCCGUUCAUUCGCGAACUCGCGAGACGAUUGCGUCGAGAGAGAGAGAGAGAGAGAGAGAGAAAAAGGAAGGAUAGAAAUAUAUAAGUGGAAAGGUGAGACCACGAAAAAGGAUAGAAGAUAAAGGAAGUCCGUUUGACAUGAGGAUUGUCUCGAAGAAGUAACCCUCUUGUUAAUUAAUCAAAUGGUUAAUUAAUCAAAGUGAGACAUAGACGGACAAAUGCUCACCGUGAAUAGUAGUAUCGCGUAGUGAAGAGAGGAGAAGCCGGGUGGACGAGGGGAAGAAGGUUGGACGCGCGAGGGCAGCCCAGAAGGGAGAAAGAGAACGAAAGAGAAAGAAAAAGAGAGAGACAGAGAGAACACAGGAUGCGGGGGCACAGGAAGAGGGCGCCAAGCCCCGUCGAUUUCUCUUCUUCUUCUUCUUCAUAGGGGAUCUUCUGCUUCGCCUCUUCGACGUCUUGUGUAACGGCGGAGCUGAAUACAACGAGUCGAGGACGACAAGGAAGAGAAGGAAUCUCCUUACUGAAACGAGCACUGCCGUUUGUUCUCCGACAUGGCGGACGAAAAGGAGAAGCAGACGUUCCUGCAGAAAUUGCUGUUCUACACGACCGCGUUCUUCAUCCUCCUCAGCACCUUCAGCCUCUUCGCCUUCCUCUUCUUGGUCCCCUUCGUCAUCGACCCCGCCUUCACUACUAUCUUCAUGCAGUUCGACACUCGGCCCGCCGAGUGUGUCACCAUCGACGUUGAGUCCAGGAGAGGUACGAGCAACUGCUCAUGGACAUCAUGUAGAGAGGGUUGCACCAAGGAGUUGUAUGAUUGCACGCAAAUACGCGUCAACUACAAGCUACCGAUUAAUACAUCCUCCGAGGAUGAAGCUGGACCAUUUGAGGGAGGCAGAGCGGUAGGAGGUGUCGAGGACGACGAAGACAGUACGAGGUUAAAAAAACCGCGUUAUGAACGGGCUCCCAGAGACUACGAUUACAUCGAAGAUCUCGACGAUGAAGAUUUCGCCGAGGACGACGAUGCAGGACUGCCAAAACCCUUUCCUACAGGUCUCAUGGGCAACGACUCCGAGUGGUACUUCACUGGGGCCAAGCUGUUCCCGAACGUAAAAGGCUGUGGAUACCCUCCAGUGCUGAAUUGCAGUAUUUUCUACCAGCAGUAUGCCAACAUAGGGCAUAACUUUAGCUGUUACUACUCCAAAGUGGAUCCCGGAAUAGUCAUCAGCGAACUCGACAUGUGGCAGGUGUAUAUGAACCUGGUGUACGCAAUGGCAAUUCCGAUACCGUCUUUCAUAAUCUCGGUGAUAUACCUCACCAUCGCCUACUUCAAGAUCUACAACGAAGACGAGGAGGCCCUUGUUGGCGGGGAGGAAGGAGAGGAGGGCGCCGAGGGCGAUGGAAGCAACGGUACGCCUCUGCCGCCCACGAGCGGUGCCCUUACGCCUGGAAGCGAAGCUUUUAGGGAGGACUUGGCGAGUUUCGGUCAUCAGCUCAAGGUCGCGAUGGCUGAUGACAUCAGUAGGGAGAGUCUCGAUGGCAUACCCAACUCGCUCUCGGUUCAGGGCAACUUGAGCAAAACGAUGACGACGAGUAUCUCAACUCCCCCUGGGCCGACGGCAGCAGUCUGAAGCGUCAUUUCCACGGUAUGAACAACAUUUCGUGGAGACCGCACUAAAAGCUACCUUUUCGUAUCCGCCGAAAGGAAGUAUGUAUAUGAAGGAAGAGAAAGAAAGAAAAAUAGAGAUAAAGAGAUAGACAAAAAAAGGAGAGAGAGAGAGAGAGAGAGAAAGAAAGAAAAAAAAAAUGAACAAGUUUCGAUGACGCUUUGGUGUUAUAUUUGAAACGUUGCUAACCGUGAAGAGCCAAAAUUCUUUUGCCGAUUCGAACACAGCUUCGCGCGUUGUCCUUUUUACAAAGUGAACCAGAGGUAAAUAAAAGAUGGAAAAUAAAAAAGAGAGAGAGAGAGAGAGAGAGGGAGAAAAAAGAUAAGAAUAAGAGAGGGAAUGUGAACGACACGGCCGUCCCUUCACACCUCGAAUAUAAUAAUAUAUAUUAUAUACACAUAUAUUAUACAUAGAAAUACGUAAUUGAUUUUUUCGCUUCGUCGUGUACUUACAUGCCGAUAGAUCCAUGAUGAUAAGAAAAAAUGGAAGGUUAAAGAAAAUGGGAAAAAAUGAAGGAAAAAAAAAAAAAAAAAAAAUAGCUGACCAUCGAUGUUUGGCGCAAAAUCACACGGAAUAAUUAACCCAAAGAUUAUAAAUCUGUGCCCGUGUAUGCAAUGCAGCAAUUGAUCCUCCUUUAAAAAAAAAAAGAAAAAAAAGCGAAAAAGAAAAGAAAAAAAAGGUUAAUGCUAACUUUAUCGACAGAGAUAAACGAUAUUUUGUGACAGACAUUUUUCUACUCGAAAUAUAAAUUACCGCUUCCCUUCCUCUUCUCGCUCCAAUCUUUUGCGUGAAACGAUGAAAAUACAAAGAAAAAAGAGAAAAAAGGAAAAUGAAAGAAAAUAACAUUAAUAAUAAUUAUUAUUAUAUUAUUAUUAUUAUAACAAAAUCUGAAAAGAAGAGAAUAAUUCUCGAAACGACGUAAAUUCGUCUGAGCGAUUUUUACCGUCAUCAUCGUUCUCGAAUUUAUCAUUUUUUUUAAUAUAUAUAUUCCGGUGGCAUUUUGUUAAAACGGACGGUCGCGCACACGAGCUUUUUAAUGACAAUUUUAUGUUUGUUUCCAUAUUCUUCUUUGUUUCUUUUAACAGGAUCGAUGAGGAAGUAUCCGGUGGUGUUCGAUGAGUAUAAAAUGUAGGAAAAAAGGACGUGACCGUAUAUAGGUCGAUAAAAUUUGCCAAAUAACUUAAGAAAACGAAAAAUUCGAUUCAAUUUCACGAUUAACUCGAAAACGCAUUCUUUAUUAAUCGGCCUUUAUAAAUCGAUUUUUCAAGUUCUCUCGAAUCACUAUGAUUAUAUUAUUUUCGACUUUGUGACUAUAGAAGAGAAAAAAGAAAAAAAUAAUAGAAAAGAAUAUUUAACGCCGGAUCUUGCGUUAAGAUCCUCACUAUCUUCUUGUACCGUUUCUUUCGAAUCUGUCCUACAUGCUCGACCAACUUUUAUCGAUUAAUUAGAUAAUCGAACUUUCUCGGCUUACUAGCACGUCAGCCGAUAAUUAUUAAAACUUAUAAAAA